Molecule: messenger RNA, 318 nt
Organism: Zea mays
Lineage: Eukaryota; Viridiplantae; Streptophyta; Magnoliopsida; Poales; Poaceae
Source: the annotation of a RefSeq genome assembly
AUGCAAUUUAGAGAGAAAGAGCAGUGCGAACUAAAAAAAAAAGAGAAUCGGGAGAUUAAAAGAUACAUAGACAUAUACAGUAAAGGGAUGUAUAUAUUAUUCCUAUAUAUAUCAUCUAUCUAUGAAAAAAGUAAACAGAGUUCGUUUUUGGGUUCCCCGAAUGGAUUGGAUCGUUUCUGCUUCUGCCAACGAAAUGAAGGCCUAGCCCCUUCCGAAUGCUUCUCCGAUCCUGAACGCGAAGAGAAUAAGAUGCAGCUCCCCCUCCCUCUGUCUUUUUCCGCUUUGCUAAUCUUCCCCUCUAACGCGGGCCGGGCUUAG